Molecule: messenger RNA, 915 nt
Organism: Homarus americanus (American lobster)
Lineage: Eukaryota; Metazoa; Arthropoda; Malacostraca; Decapoda; Nephropidae
Product: proline-rich protein 36-like
Exons: 1
Coding region: 1-915 (304 amino acids)
Source: RefSeq, a predicted model, not a curated record
AUGGAUCCAGUCUCAGCGUCACCCCAGGAUCCAGUCUCAGCGCCACCCUUAUGGACCAGUCUCAGCCCCACCCUGGACCAGUCUCACGCCACCUCUAUGGACCAGUCUCACGUCACCCUACGUCUCAGCGCCACCUUAUGGACCAGUCUCAGCGCCACCCUAUGGACCAGUCUCAGCGCCACCCUUAUGACCAGUCUCAGCCCCACCCUUAUGGACCAGUCUCAGCGUCACCCUUAUGGACCAGUCUCAGCACCACCCUUAUGGACCAGUCUCAGCGCCACCCUAUGGACAGUCUCAGCGCCACCCUUAUGGACCAGUCUCAGCGCACCCUUAUGGACCAGUCUCAGCCCCCCCCUCAUGAACCAGUCUCAGCGCCACCGUCAUGAACCAGUCUCAGCGCCACCCUUAUGGACCAGUCUCAGCGCUAACCCUUAUGGACCAGUCUCAGCGCCACCCCUAUGGACCAGUCUCAGCGUCACCCUUAUGGACCAGUCUCAGCGCCACCUUAUGGACCAGUCUCAGCGCCACCCUUAUGGACCAGUCUCAGCCCCACCCCUAUGGACCAGUCUCAGCGCCACCCUUAUGGACCAGUCUCAGCCACCCUUAUGGACAGUCUGCCACCUUAUGGACCAGUCUCAGCCCCACCCUUAUGGACCAGUCUCAGCCCCAACCUUAUGGACCAGUCUCAGCCCCACCCCUUAUGGACCAGUCUCAGCGCCACCCUAUGGACCAGUCUCAGCGCCACCCUUAUGGACCAGUCUCAGCGCCACCCUUAUGAACCAGUCUCAGCGCCACCCUUAUGGACCAGUCUCAGCGCCACCCUUAUGGACCAGUCUCAGCGCCACCCUUAUGGACCAGUCUCAGCCCCACCCUUAUGGACCUGCCUCAGCGCCUCCUUCAGGUUAUGGGGUGUGA